GCCCCCGGGAGAGCGGAGGUGAUGCUGGGUGAGCUCGCCGCUCUUCUCGCCCAAAGAGCGAGCGGCCUUCGGCGAGGGGAGCCGCGAAGUCUCGCGAGAGCCGCUUUUGAGUGACACUCGGGUCCAUCCUUCCGCCGGCGACGGGCUCGCUCUUCUCCACCUACCUCACGGCCCCCUCAUGGGGCCUGUCGGCGGGUCUGCGCCGCCUCCGCGUCCUCCGCUCCCUCCAGCCGUCGCCGUCUGAGGAAGCGCCGCGGCGGACGAGAGGUGAAGGCGGGCUGCGGGGGCCUCGCCACAUCCCCCCCCAGCUCCGGGCGCCGCCGGCGAGGAAUGAGGCGGAACCAUCGGUGAGGGGGGCUCCGGGGGGGGGGGAGAGGGGACGGCGGGGACCCUGCCGCCUCGUGAUUGGCUCGUGGGGAGGCGCGCAGGUUCCGCGCUUCUCUCGCCCCUUUGAGGCCGCCGUGGCGGAGCCUCGAACUUCAACGGCUCUUUUGCGAGGGGCGCGGGGGGGGGAGGGGCAGAAGGCUCUGAGGCGGAGGAGCCGGGACCGCCGAACAGGGAGAAAUAGGGCAGCGGAGGAGCUCCUCCUGUGUGGCCUGACGAGGCAGACAGUUGUCGCCACAGGAUAGCAUCACACAGUUGGAAGGGACCCCCGAGGGUCAUCUAGUCCAACCCCCAGCCAUGCGGGAAACUCAGCUAAAGCAGCCAUGACAGGUGGCCACCCAACCUCUGCUUAAAAACCUCCAGGGAAGGAGAGUCCACCCGCUCUGGUUGGGAGUCCUUUCUGCUGUCAUACAGCUCUUCCAAGGAAGGAGAUGAACUUUGGGACAGUAACUUGAAGCCAUUGGUUCAGGUCCUGGUGGGGCAGGUGCCUGCUUGCAUCUGCUCCUGCUAGAGAACUGUUGGAGGAUGUGGAUUAUUGGCGUUUGUGUUUUUGUUGUUGUUGAGUGUGUGCUUAAAUGUAAAAACACACACACAACAAAACAUGCAUUAAAAGAUAAGGAACUUCGGUUUUGUACCCAUCACAGUCCUAGCACUGAUAGCUGCAGGGCUGACUGUAAUGUACUUACUUACUUCACAUGAUUUAUAUCCCACAACUUUGACACAGUUUAAGGUUUCCAGGGCACCUAAUAAAGUAAAAAGAAACACAAAGUACCAUUUAAAAUAAAUACUAUUAUAAUAACAAAAAGUAUAAACUAACACAGCAAAUUAAAAAACAACAAAUCAAAACAUUUAAUAGCUGAUUUAAAUUGCUUUCCCCAUCUCUGCUCUAAGGUUUCACUAACAUUGUAAACCACCCCCACCCCCAUAUCAUAAAUGCUAACACUGGAAAAACACUUUAGAAAUUCACUGACAGUCACAAUCCAUGCCUGCCUAGGUAGUAUUUCAAGCCACCGUACAAAUAAGAAGUCAACAUGAUUAUCCUGUCUUUGAUUGUACACUUCCUCUGACACAUCUUUUGGUAAUGUGAUUUACAUAACAGGACACUUUACACUGGCAAAGUUCUUAAAUUCAAAAUGUAACACCUAGUUUUAAUCCUGCACAUUCUAGUAUGCAAAUUCUUUUACUCUCAUUGCUGUAAAGUUUUUGUUUUUAAGCGUUUAUAUUAAUGCUUUUAGAAAUUGGUUGGUAUUUGUAUCUGUAUAUUUUAUUCAUUAUACAGCAUCAUUUUAUGAUUAUAUUGUGUGUCCUUACAUUCAUAUCCUUACAUUCAUUACAUUCAUAUCCUUAUGGGUACUGUUAGUAGACGAGCAGGAUAUAAGUUUUGAGAAAUGUGUGAAACAGCACCAGAUUUAGGGUGAUGUAGGUGCUUUCCCAGCACAAGGCGCCAAGCUGAAGGGGAAUUUCCUUCAUCAUCAUUAACAUUUUUGACAGAUUGUCUUAUGCUUUAGGGGGGGGCCCUUGGCAUCAGGCAAGCUGACACCCUGGCCAGUCCGCCACUGCACAUUCAUGUGGUUGAUACACCAUAGCUACAAUGGUAAUCUGGGGUGGGGGCAAACCUUCAAAGAAACCAGUGAUCUUUAAAUGGUGGCGUAUCCCCCUACUUUUUUAAAGAAUUGCAUGAGUGCUACUGUACCAUUUACAGGGAAGUGCUUUCCUUUAUAGAAAUAAAAACAUUAGAACUUUGAAAAUAAUCAUGUUAUGUGGGCAUGAAUGGACAAAGUCCCUCAGUGGCAGUUCCACCUAUCACAGAAGCUGUGACUUUGCAAACUGAAAGAAAAAAGGUUUACUCCUGUGAGAGUCAGUGUAGUGGUUAGAGUAUUUGUAGGUCUAGGACCUGGGAGACCCAGAUUCAAAUACCCACUCAGCCAAGAAGUUCACUGGGUGUUACUAUAAUAAUACUAAUAAAAAAAUUACUAUUUAUAUGCCGCCCAACUGGCUGGGUUUCCCCAGCCACUCUGUCCUAUACAUGCCUAAACUUAAGUCCCACUGUGCUGUCUGUAUGACCUGUUUUGCUAUGGCUAGUUACAACUUUCCAAAUACCACAAACUGCAAAAAGAACCAACUAAAUUAUGAAAAAAUAAAUAGAAAGUGCUGUUGCAUUGGAAAAAAUAUGACUAGUCAUUCUGUUUUUGCGCCCAUAACCCAGGUUCCAGGAGCCAUGUGGCAAAUAGCUUUUCUAUCUCAGUUGCUAACACUAGAGUACAUAUUAAAAUGCUUCCUCUGGCUGGGGAGUAAAAUGAUAAUUAUAUUUUAAUGUUUCAGAAUAUGCGAACACACAUGCCACACAUCUUGCAAUGACAUUGUGUUUACAUUACGCAACAAACACUUUGUCCAAUUCUUUAUUUUAGAAAUGAGUUGCACAAUUGAGAAGGCCCUAGCUGAUGCAAAAGCACUAGUGGAGCGACUGAGAGAACAUGAUAAUGCAGCAGAAGCUCUGAUUGAACAAACUACGGCACUCAACAAACGAGUGGAAGCAAUGAAGCAGGUGUGUGGUCUCUUGUUAAUUGUUCCUAUUUGGAAAUAGACUGUUUAAAUGUGACCAUUUAAGAUUAUUUGCAGUGGCCUAGGGAGCAAAACGAAUUACACAUCCAGUUAAAUGUUUAAUAAGGCGUUGAAUUAGUUGAUGUAAUCUGUGUGUUGUGUGUGCGAGAGAGAGAGAGAGGACCUUCAGCUUUUUGCAUAUACCAUAUUUUUCGCCCUAUAGGACGCACUUUUUCCCCUCCAAAAAUGAAGGGGAAAUGUGUGUGCGUCCUAUGGGGCGAAAUCAGGCUUUCGCUGAAGCCUGGAGAGCGAGGGGGAUCGGUGCGCACCGACCCCUCUCGCUCUCCAGGCUUCAGGAAGCUAUCCGCUAGCCGUGGGAGACGCAGCUCUUCCACGGCUAGCGGAAAGCUUGCCUGCACCCAGAAGCUUGGGGCGCGCUGAGCUCAGCACGCCCCAAGCUUCGGGCUUCGCGCAGCGCUCCGCUAGCCGUGGGAGAGCCGCGCGACUUCGCGCAGCUCUCCCACGGCUUGCGGAUAGCAGCCUGUUCUGGGGGCUGGGGUCGGGGGAAGCUCGGGCUUCCCCAGCCCCGCACCUGGGGGGGAAAUAAAAAAUUUUUUCUUCAUUCCCCCCCCACCCCAAAAAAAACUAGGUGCGUCCUAUGGGCCGGUGCGUCCUAUGGGGUGAAAAAUACGGUAAAUUUGAGACCAGUUUAAGUAAUGUAGUGUUGUAUAGUCUUGCAAAGUGUUGUAUAGUCUUGCAAAAUCUUAUAUAUCCACACUUGAAGCCUAGAGAUUCUUUUGCAUUAUGUUCAACUUUGAUCAGAUUUUCCUUGUAUCAAUCAUAUGUAAAUAUAUUAAAUUUUUGGCAGGCACUCGGACUUUUAAACUCAUUUUUCUGCAAAAAAAAAUCUCUCUAACACAUAUUUUAAUAAUAAUUAUAAUUAUCCAGUGGUACCUCGGGUUACAUACGCUUCAGGUUACAUACGCUUCAGGUUAAAGACUCCGCUAACCCAGAAAUAGUGCUUCAGGUUAAGAACUUUGCUUCAGGAUGAGAACAGAAAUUGUGCUCUGGCGGCACAGCAGCAGGCCCCAUUAGCUAAAGUGGUGCUUCAGGUUAAGAACAGUUUCAGGUUAAGUACGGACCUCCGGAAAGAAUUAAGUACUUAACCCAAGGUAUCACUGUAAUUUAUUUAUACCCCACCCAUCUGGCUGGGUUUCCCUAGCCACUCUUUUUUAAAGUUCAAUAGACUCUUUUACCUGCUGGGACUUGCAUCUGAACACUCUACUGUUGUUUUCCAUUAGUAUUCUUGUCCUUUAUUUAAUUUUUUAAAAUUAAACUAUAUUUAUGCCUUGCCUUUCCAUCCAUGAAGGCUCAUAAAUGGCUUAAUAGUAUUAAAUCUAGAAUUAAAACAGCAGUAUAAAAAGAGAAUAACAAUCUACAGCACAACAUGGGCAUAGAAACAAUCAAUAAGCUGUUAUCUGCAAAGACCUUUCUAACAGUAGCAUUGCAACCUGCUACCUAAACCACAUUCAUGAAAGAACCAAGUGAGCUCUUUGGAAGGUAUUUUUGCUGAGAGAAACAUAUAUACUGUGCUUAUUUUGCAUAUAUUUAAGUUAUAAUCUAAUAGUCACAGGCAUUUUUGUAUGUGUUUCAUUUCCAUCCAUCACCCCUGCCGCACCCAUAGGUAAGUAUGCCAGCCAGCUGAAAAUAACAGUUCAUACAUGUACCGUAACAUAAGGGUGGUGGGCCCAUUCUGAUGGCCAACCCUCAGAGACUGAUGGAACCUGAUGCAUGUCUGAAUGCUCUGGGGGAUUUUUCUAGUAGAGAAAGGUGAUCUUGUUGAAGCCCUGGUCUUGCUAUGGCAGUGUUUCUCAAACUUGAGUCUCCAGCUGUUGUUUUACUACAAAUUCCAUCAUCCCUAGCUAGCAGGAUCAGUGGUCAGGGAUGACCCAAGUUUGAGAAACACUGUGCUAUGGAAUGGCAAGAAGAAUGGGUGAUUGACACAAUCAUUCCUGAGUGUCCUCUCCAGUGUUUUGGAGCUCAAGCAGCUCCUUGAUACUCUGAGAGGCUCCAGACUAUAAAGCAGGCUGGACAAAGACUGGAGAACAAGUGGCGCAAGUUUUGCUGUGAAGCUGACCAAACAGAGUGUAGGCAGCAUACAGCUGCAGACACUGAUUUAACCACGUUUUGCAGAUGAACAUUUUAAUACUGUGUAUGCCAAUAAGGUGGUUUUUGAGCCAAAAAGCUACAAUGAUGUUCAGAAUUUACCUAACCACCAAGCUGGUAUAAAGCUAUGAACUCCGAGAUAGCUUCUUUAAAAGAGCAUAACACUUGGUCUCUUGUACCACAAACCCCAGAUAUGAGACUUAUUGAUUCUAAUUGGGUUUAUAGAGUUAAAGUGAAUGACAAAAAUGAAGUUGUAAGGUACAAGGCUAGAUUAGUUGCUAGGAGUUUUCAACAAAUUCCAGGCGAAGAUUAUGAUUUGUGUUAUUCACCAAGUGUAAAAUAUGAAACAGUUAAGCUUUUGUUAAAAGAUGCAUCACAACGUGGACAUUCUGCUUAUCACUUAGAUAUAAAAACUGCAUAUUUGUUUGCAGAUUUAAAAGAACAAAUUUUUAUGCGUGUUCCUGAAGGCAUAGACGCCGCUGAAGGUUUGGUAUGCAAAUUAAAUAAAUCCCUUUAUGGUCUGCACCAAAGUGGAAGGAAUUGGCACCAAACUUUAACAAAAGAAUUGCUGAAUAUUGGUUUUUCACAAGGAAAGGCAGACAAUUGUGUGUUCAUAAAGGAAAGGGCAAACUCUGUAACAAAAAUAUGUGUGUAUGUAGAUGACGUGUUAAUUUCUACAAAAACUAAACAGGAAUAUGAACAGGUAGUAUCACAGUUACAGAAGAAAUUUGAUGUGGUGGAAUUAGGCAUGGCUAAAAAUUACUUAUCCAUGCAAAUUGAGAAAGGCAAAAAUGGAUCUUUUCUGGUUCAUCAAACUGCAAAAAUUGAUGAUCUGGGUGAAAUGCUAUGUUUAGAAAAUGCAAAUGGGAAGGAAACGCCCAUGGUGUGUGGUUUCAUCUUUACAGGUGAAGAUAAGCCAUUUCCUAACAAAACUUUGUAUCGUUCUGCUAUAGGCAAGCUAAAUUUCAUUCAAAGAAUCUCAAGACCAGAUAUAACUUAUGUUUUUCACUUUCUUGCAAAAUUUGUGGAAAAGCCCACUACGCAAUGUUUCUCUGCUCUUAAGAGAGUGGUAAUGUACCUUAAACAUACCAAACAUUAUAGGUUGCAGUUUACAACAAGUAUUGACAAAGGUUUUGAAAUUUUCUGCGAUGCAUCUCAUGCAGUAGAACAAAAUAAUUGCAGGGGCGUGCCUGGCAUGGUGUUUUGUUAUAACAGUUGUCCAUUUGAAUGAAAGUCCCAGACACAAACCAUUAUUUGUCUCUCCACAACCGAGAGUGAAUUAUGUGCAUGCAUUCAGGCCACUCGUGAUGUAGAAUGGUAUCUGCAAGUAUUUGCAGACCUGCAGAUGCAAGUAACACUACCAGUAAAAGUUUACCUUGAUUCCCAGAGUGGACUCGCUAUCCUAUGUUCAGAAACCAAUACGCAGUGCACUAGAGUCUUAAGAUUGCAUUUACAGUUUGUAAAGAAACUAAUUGCUGAUGAAAUGAUUGUAUUUCAAUAUGUUCCAGGUGACAAUCAAAUUGCAGACAUUUUUACUAAAGCACUUCCAAAGGUUACACAUGAAAGACAUGUACAAAAUAUGCUUUAUGUUUUUGUUCCACAAUGAUGAACCGCAGGGGAAAUGUUGAAUGGUUUCUUUAAAUGUAAAGGUUCUUCAUUGUUCCAUCCGAUGUGUAUGUCUUUAAGGGGCCAGAGCAAAAUAAGGAGACCCAGCUUUACAGCUGUGAAUCAUAGCAGGUGCUGCUGAGUUGUAUUGAUUAAGCUGUGUCAGCAAUUGGGUGUAGUAUAUAAGGAGCAGCACCUAGCUCUCCCAUUACCCUGGGGGAUGGGUUGGUGGUUGGACCUGGUUUGUUGUUGAUGUAUUUAGUGUAUAAGGAGUUUUUGUUUUUGUUAUUAAAACCUUGUUUAAGUUAUUUUUGAGUCCCUUUUUAAUGCAUGGUCUCCCGAGCAAGCUCUCUGCAGUGCCACUAUACUGCAAAUAGCCAACAUUAACAACCCUUUCCCCCUUAAGAUAAGGGGGAGCGUUUGGUGAAAGGAUACUUCAGAGUACAACCCUGAGUACAAUUAUGGAAAUACCACAAUAUUAUGCAGUACAGCAUGCCAAUUAUGAAAAAUUUGCCUACUUUCAGUACCAAGAAGAAAUUCAAGAACUUAAUGAAGUAGCAAGACAUAGGCCCCGCUCUUCACUGGUACUGGGAAUCCAGCAAGAAAACAGGCAGAUCAGGGAACUACAGCAAGAAAAUAAAGGUGAGUAAGCAUUCACUCUAGAAGGAGAUUCUGCACCAUUUACAUAGUUUAUAAUGUAAGUUCCAGUAACUGAAUCCCAAGAAUUGUUCAUUAACUUUAAAACAUUUCAUUGAAUAAUCAUUUGUUUACUACCACUGUUACUACUACUACAUCUGAGGUGCAUAUACACUGUUAAGCCAUUAAAAGGUCUGAGGCAAUAGGUGGAUGCUGCUUUGAAGAUAGAUGGGAUGGGAGCCUGAUUGGACUGAAAGCUCUAAGGAAAUGUGUCAAGAUUCUGCAGAUGCGUGGAUAGCUAGAGACUAGUAGUAAAAAUGCUCCCUACCCAAGAUAAAAGCAGAUGAUGAUGAUGAUGAUUUAUUUGUAACCUUUCCAUCUGAUGGGGUCAGACACAAUACAGAUUGGAUGGGUAAAAAGUUCAUGGACAUAUGCUUAUAAUGUAUUAAUGCUAACAACUAGAUAUUUGGGUUAUGUAUGCAAGUGGUGAAGAAAAAUACAUUCAGUUGAACAUUUCAAUGGUUAAAUACAAGGUAAUUUAAAACAUUGAUAGUCACCUCCCUAGUGCCUUUAAAAAAAUUUUUUUUUAUGUCCCACUGUUACCAGUUGUUGGUGCCCUUAGAGUAGUUUUGUUUCUUGAUGAUUUUGUGUGUUGUGUUUUUGUGUAUUUUUUUCAGGGUGUAGUUUUUUGUCCUGGUGACCUUUUUGUAUGUACUGUACAAAUUAUACAAAUAAAAUUUGGAUUAAAAAAGUAAUUAACACUUUGAAAACCUACUUAAAAAUACUUUUUUUUUCUGUGUGACAGUAUUGGUGUAACUCUUAUCAGAUUGAAUAGAAACUGCUUCCACAUCUGAGUUUUAGGAACUAGGGGUAAUAGUGAUGGAAUGAUUGAACAUGUGGUCUACUGUUGCUAAAGAAAUUAUCUGAAUACAGAAAAUUUAAAAGGGGGGUAAUUAGCAAAUCUUCUACAGGUAACUUGCAACUUGCAUGCAUUUAACCUGUGCACAUUCAGCUUUACGCGCUUGGGGGAGGGAGAAAGGGACAGGAGGCCGAUGUCUGGGGAAAAAUAACCCACCGUUGAACCCAAUGUGCUUUCACCAGUGGUGUCCAAACUUUUUUCAAAGAGGGCCAGAUUUGAUGAAAUGAAGGGUCAUGAGGGCCAACCAAAGGACCAACCAAAGUUGUUAACCUUUUUUUUAGGAUUGAAAUUGAGCCCCAGGAAAUAAACUGCCACAGGGGCCAGAUUAAACUGACCACCGGGCCGGAUUAGACCCCCAAAACGGACUUUGAGCAUGCCUGGCUUUCACUAUAUGCAAUUUUGACUUUACACUCUAGCCCUGGAACAUAACCCCCAUGUAAGAGUUGCCUGUAGGUAGUUGUUUGGUUUGAUUAAACAUGUUGCCACUUACAUGAAUGGUGUACCAACACACGUUUGCUUAUCUGUUUGUUGUAGUCCUAGACACUAUCAAUUCAUAGUAUCAGAAAUUUGGGUUAGUUUCAUAUAUCCACCCCCCCCAAUUAAUUAAUACUAUGGCAACUAUAAUGAAAUGGGUAGUUCUCCAGUAGUGUAACCAGUCUGAGCAAUAUAGUGGAUUGUUUUAUACAACAUUAGCCUGCUCAGAGCAAUGCACAUUACUAACAUUGGGCAAUUCAUUUCCAUGGGGCUACUCUGAGUAUUCAGUAUUGUAUUCAGUUGGAUACAACACAAGCAGAAGCACCUGCUAUGUUUAGAGAGUUUCCUGUGCACAAGUGAAAUGUGUUGAACUUAUUUUGACAGAAUUACGUACUUCUCUUGAAGAACACCAAUCUGCCUUGGAGCUAAUAAUGAGCAAAUACAGAGAGCAGAUGUUUAGGCUGCUCAUGGCCAGUAAAAAGGAUGAUCCAGGUAUAAUAAUGAAGUUAAAGGAGCAGCACUCUAAGGUAGUAUGCCUUUUAAAAUUCUCUAAGCCUUUUGCAGUACUAAUGUUUUACCUUCUGAGUUAUGCACCUUCAGUAGUUUUAACUUCAGACUUUACUUUUUUACUCUAAGACUAGAGCUGCAUGGCCAAGACUCAUUUCCAGAUCUUCACCCUCUUCUACUGCACAUUGGCAUUGGGUAAAAAAGAUUUGCAAAGUAGUAGGUGAUAGCAGGAGGAGUACUUAAUUAUUUUCCCAUCAACUACUUUUGCUUGUAACUCCUGAUUUCAGGUAGCCAGGAUUCCAGACCUGUACACAUCUAAACAAGUUUAACUGCAUACCAUGAAUAGGUUUGAUGGCAUACUGAAGACAUAUUGAAGACUACUGAAUAACCUGAAGUAGUCAAUAGAAUGCUAACUCUCCAAAGAGCUAAAUGGAAACUUUUCAGUUUGUCUAAAGGCCAGUGUAUUAGAUAGAAAAAGGCUUCUGAAAACAGUUGGCAAACAAAUCCAGUAGUCUUUGUUAAUAUAAUAGUAAAACCUAAUUCAAAAUCCUUUUUUAAAAUUAGUAUAUUUCAGCCUGUAAAACAAAACAUAAACAGCAAAUAUAUAUUAAGUUUUUGUGUUCUAAAUAUAUAACUUCCUCUCUGCCCAAAGAACUGGGUUGUUUUUCUCAGGGCUGAUAGCUCAAUAGAGUGCUGUUAGCCUACGUACUUGCUUACUGAAGCUAAUUUAACAGAUUUGUUUCCUCAGUUUCCAAUCACCUUUUGAAUGACUUAUUUAAUGUUCCUCCUGAAAUGAUGUGCUACAUGUUCAUUGCAAAGUGAGAUGAGGUGCUUUAAUUGCUCAAAAAAUGGAGUGCAACUCCUGUUUGAACACUAUGUCAUUGAUACCCCAAGACCCUUGCACAUAGGAGUAUAGUGUACCAUCAUGGAGAAGGCAGUUGUUCAUAAUGUGUGUUCUCCUGAAGGUGGUUCUAAAACCGUGGUUCCCAACGUGGGACACAUGCCCCACCGGGGGGGGGGGGGUAAUUCGAGAAUGAGUUAGACCAAGUUAAUGGCCUUUUAGGCUUCCUCCACGAUAUACAAUAUCUUUAUUGUCAUUGUCCCAUACAGAACAAUGAAUAGGAGUUCACUUUUUGAAUAAUAAGAAUUAUAUGUCAUGGGAGGGCAUCAGGAUUUUAGAGAUGCUUAGGUGGGGCAUGGCCAAAAAACCGAUUGGGAACCACUGCUCUAAAAAAACCCUGCUGGAUAUGAAGAAUGGGAAGACUACCUGUAGUUUAUUGUGUUGGAAAGACUUAUAUAAAAAAAUAUUGAAAUAAAAAAAUCUUAUGCUUUUCAUAAACUUUUAUUAUUUACAACUCAGUUGGCAUUUUAAAUUUGAAAUGUUACUAGUGGUUUUUACUUUUAUUCUUUUGGUUUAGGAGCUACAAGAACAUGUGGACCAAAUCACAGAAAUGGCAGCAGUCAUGCGAAAGGCCAUUGAAAUUGAUGAACAGCAGGGUUGCAAAGAACAGGAACGCAUUUUUCAGCUUGAGGUAAAUAUUCAAUUCUAUGGAAAUUCAAAAAAUAAGUGAUACUUCUAAACUGAUGAAUUCAGAUCAUUAGUAAAUGACAGAAGAAUUCAUUUUCGGAAUUAUUUUCCGAAUGAAAUUGGUCACACAAUUUACCUUAAAAUGCAUUUUUAAUUACAUUUGGUAGUCAUACCUUAUGUGGUAAACAGACCUACUUUAUUGUGUAAAAAACACCAUUUGGCAUCUUGAUUCUAGGGGCUGGCUUUCAUUGCAGUGGCCCAAGUAAUGGCUUCUGCUGCUGCUGCUGUAAGCUUAUUUUUAGUCUUAUGAUUGUUUCCAGUAGCAUAUUCUGGGAAAGAAUUUAUUGUGUAACCUCAUGGGAAACCUAGUUCCUUAAAGCAUGUUCUGGAGUAGAGCUCAAGACAACAUAGGAAUUGGACUUUACCUGUGUUUUCCAAAUUUUUUCCUUUUAAGUGCUUGAAAUAAUUUAAUAUAUUCCCUCCAUAAUGUCUUCUCUGUUCAAAUAUUAUUUCAUGCUUUACUGUGCUACAUUUAAAAGCAUUGUGUCCUUGCUUACAGCAGGAAAACAAAGGACUGAGAGAGAUCCUGCAAAUAACUAGAGAAUCAUUCCUGAAUCUCAAAGAUGAUGCAUCAGAAAGUACAUCUCUGUCAGCAUUAGUAACAAACAGCGACUUGAGCCUGAGGAAGAGUUGAAGAUCCUAUGGAAAUUUUGUAUGGCCAACUGCACAUAAGAUCAUAAAGUAUCAGGGUUCACUUGUCAAGUGGCUGUUUCCCAAUGCAGCCUUGACAAGAUAAUGCAUUCUAAAUUAGAUGACAAUUUGAUACUUUUUAUACCAUGUACAGUACAUUCAGAUUUAUUUAAAAUUGUAAUUACUGCCCAAUACUGAUUACCGGAAACAUAAUUUCUGAAGGAAACUAGCUAACAUCCGUUAAAGUUUUAAAAACAGCACCGCCCGGAACAGCUGCAAAACUACACACAUGUAUUUAGAAGGUUCAAACUACUCCUAUAGGGUGCUUAGAAAUAUACAUAAAAACAGAAGUUCCUGCUCUCUUGGGCACAUUCACAACAUCAUCUACCCACAUACUUAUUCCAUUCAUGGACUGAACUUGAAGAAAAUCAGUUGUUUGGACCGUACUGAUUGUCUUACACCUUUAGUCUCUAUCUGCUUCAAGUCAUGUGACAUUUUACAAAUGGGUUGUAUUUAAGAAAAAUAAAAAACAAGGUACCAAAUAAAUUAAUGCAUUGUCCUUUUUUUUUAGGUACAAUUCUUUUGUAAAAUAUUGUAAUCUCUCUAGUGAGGAAGGGAGAAAGUUGGGUUUUUCUUGCUUGCAGGAAAGAUUGCAACAAUUGUUAAUACCUGUACACAUUGGUAAUCUAAAUAGAAAGGAAUGUUGGGAGUCCAGGGAAAUAGAUCUAUUUCACUUCACCAAAUAGUGGGUUUUCAGCUGUAAAUAAAUCAAACCUAGCAAGCCCCACACCUGCUUGUAGACAAGGAAGUAAUCUAAUGAACUUGAGAUUCUAAAUCCACUAUCAUGUGGUCUCUAUACUAUAUUCAUUUUUCAAAGAAAUAUUUUUCUAGAUCAAUAAUAAUUUUGCUCAGCUAUUUAGUGUGAAGCACUUCAUUUUCUUCCACUAUAAAUUAAACACAGAGGCUUGGAUUCAGUAGCUGUCUAUGGCGUUAAUGUGUGUGCCCUCUAGGUUUCCCACUACAGCUCCCUAUACCCUCUGGGAAGUCACUUCUGAAGAGUUUUCUGAACGGUGUGUGCAGGGCUGCAGCCGAGGGUGGCCAGAAUGUGUUCCCGUUCCCCUGGGGUUUCCAGUUGUGCAUGACACACUUUGGGAUCCAAGCCUAAAUACAGAAGCUACUCAUCUUCUAAAACAAGUUGAAGUUUCAGUAAUAUUUUUUUGAAGCACCUGGAACAUUAUUUCUGUGUGUCAGUCUUCUGACAGAUGAGAGAUGCCAAAAAAUAACAUUGUGGAACAAUAAGAUUAACUUGCUCUGAUAUACACAACUUUGACCAUUUGUCAACCAGAAACAAAUAUUAGAUAUUUGAUAAGAAAUCCCAUUUUUCAAGCAGCAUGAUGGGCUGCAGUUAUUUCUUAAGUACUUUGCAGAACGCUGUGUCUGAGAGGUAUGCUAUUCUAGUAGUCAUGUACCAGACAAAGGAAAUUUUAAAAUGAACAGUUUACGGAGGCAAAGCUUCAGAAGCAGCAUGAGCUACAUCCUUGAGGAAAUCUAGAGCUAAAUCUGGACAAUUUAGAAACAUGUAGAAAAGCGGUACUUUGCCUCAAUUUAUAAGCAAAGUAGUAGCUACGCUUUAUUCAUAAUACAAUAUUUUGUUUAGAUUGUAUUCACAAAUGGUACAGUGCACACUUAUUUAAUAAAACUACUUCACCUGCACUAUGAGCCCAAAUAGCCAGUUGGAAUAUCUGUUUAAUCCUAAACAUUUGUAAUGACAUAUCUAGGCAUAGGGCUGGAUUUUUUUGAUGCUAAAAACAUAGCUUUGAAAAUACAAGCUGGUCAAAAUAUGUGACUUCUAUUUCAACUUUAUUUUAAACAUUUUGUCCUUUAUCUCAAUCUGUUUAGUCUGCUCUGGUAUAUGCGGUUAAUUGUGGUAGGCACUAAAGCAACUUUAAAAUAAUUGACAAAUGAACGUAAUUUAUUAUUACCGCAAUGGAAAGGAACUUGUUUAUAAUUUGCGCUUCGAAAUUUUAUAAUCUGACUUUCUCAGACAAAUUGUUUGUCAAAUAAAUAUUAGCCUAAGCACAAACCUUUUGUAUACAUUUUUUUUCUUCCAGGUGGACAAGAGUGGAAUUUCUGGAAGCUCUACUUAAUCCUCUCUGUAAAUUAUGAAAUAUUUAUGUAAAUAGUUUAACAAAAACUUAUUUUCAUUAUAUUUGGAGUGUAAAAUACUAACUUCUUGCUCUCAAAAUGCAGUCAUCUCCAAGCUUGUGGAAUGGUUGUAGUAGUAAACUCACUAGUAAUUCUGUACGGAAAAAGAGGCUUGACUAAUGAUUUGUAACUGUAAAUUAUUGUGAUUGUCUAGUUCAGAUUUCUGGUUGUCUUGAGUAUUAUUCUUUUGCAUGCCCAAAGCAGCAUAACUUUCUUGGAAUGUGGCAUGAGUUUUCCUUAUAUCAUUAUUUUUGUAAGGCAGAUGCUUGUAAUGACCUUGAAAUGCAUCCUGUACAGUAAACUUAUUUUUGCCAGUAUUUUGGGUCAGGUAGAUGUUUCAGCCAUUCAGGUUUUGUCAAAUACCAACAUGAAGUGUCUGUUCUGGUACAGCUGCCUCAGCUCCUAGCAACCAGCACCCCCUGGCCAGCUCCAGAGGCACCAUUCGUCUGGGGAGCUUAUAGCCAGAGCUGCUGCAAUGAACAGCUGUGCAAGCCUUUGGGAGGCAGAGACUCAAGAGGGCAUCAGAGGAGGAAAGAGGGACAGAGGCCAGUGUUGCCAUGGCCCUCCUGACCAUUGUACACUGGUUGGAAACCACUGCUUUAAGAGGCCCAUCAGGUUGAGAAGGACCUUUUUUUUCAGUGGUGGCACCAGUUGCAGUAUUCCAUUGUCAAGAAAGCAGCUGGAAAACGCAUGCAGAGACCACAGCCCUGUUUACCAUAACACCUCCCACCCCACCCCAGAUACUCACUAACCUGCUGUGGCCUGGAACUGGUUGUAUAAAGUGCAGGUGGCCAAUUGCUGAAUGGACACAGCUAUGGAAAAACUCCAUCAGAACCCGGUGGCUGCCCACAAAAACAAGCCCUGCCACAAGUGUUAGGCAGCCACCACUGGCGCUGCCAAAUGGACUUAAUCCCUUUGGGUUACCCCUCAGAAGAGUCACAGGACAGGAGUGCCACUCAUCUUGACUUCCAACCACCAUGAAGUUUGCACCAAGAUAGACUAGGGGGCUGAGGUCAGCAGGUUCAGAUGAACCUGGGUGAGAGGCAGGAGAAUGAGAGGGGUUGAGUGGGUAGGUGUGAUGGAAGAAGAGGUGUGCGGUACAAUCCGUAUGCAAUUAUAGCAUUGAUAUUGUUCCAUAGCACUUUAUGAGAUGUUGCUAGCAUGUUACUCACUAGCACACACCUUGUAGCAUUUAUAUGAAAUCCCAGUUUGCAUAUUGUAAUGGAUUGUAUGUUUGGGGGGGGGGGGUCAUGGGUUGGGUUGUUUUUACCAUUUUAAUGUUUUUUAUAUCCUGUAACCCCCUUUGGUACUGUCUAGUAAAAUGUUGAUAAAUACAAAAUAAUUCCACCUUUCUGGUUUCCCCCUCCAACCCCUUUAGUGGUCCCCUAAAGACUUUUUAUUCUGCUAAAUGUUUUAAUAUGCACUUUAUCUGAUGUUAAAACAAAUGAACGCCAUUUUGUAAACAUUUUUAUUGCAAAACUGCCUUUGAGAAAUUGCCCUAAAAUGUUGGGAUAGAAAUAAAGAAGUACGACCAGUAACCAUGAAAUGUAAUAUAUGUAGUAGAUUUAAGGACAGAGUUUGAGAGGCCAUCAACUAAUACCCCAAUGGCACACUGAUGCGCAUUUGAUCCUAAUGCGCAGGAAGUUUCUAUACAGAAGCCAGUCACUGCUGUAGUAGUUACAUAUUCACUUACCUUGCAAAGCAGGAAUUGUAUUUGCCAUUCCUUCACUUGGAAAAACACAUAUAAGCUGCCUUCCCUUCAAGAUAAAAAACAUGAGACAGAAUGAACUCAGACACACAGAUGAGUCCCUAAAGGGUAACACACACAGGGAGAUCAUACAAAUAGCACACCUUUCAAGUACACCUUUAUUAUAAAAAGGAGUAGAAAAUGGGUUUGUUUUUUGUUUCUUUGCAUUGUAAAUAAUGGCAGUUAUAAAAACCAAAGCAAUUGGAACUAGUUGCUUUAUAACAAAGUGUGGCCUAAGCAGCCAAUAUGCAGCAAUUAAUUCUCAGUACAAAAAGGUCAGAGAGCUAGUAAAAUGAAGCUGCCCUUGACAGAAGGGGACACAGUAUAUUUCAUCUACAGCUUCUACUUUUCAACAUUAAAAUGAAAGUAAUCUCUGUCUAUUUGCCAAGAACUAUGGACUUUUCCAUCUUCUUUCCACCACCAACUCUGUUGCUUUCAACUGUCAGCCUUCUUGCAUCUAAAAAUGGUUUAGGUUAAGUAUCAAGGUCUGUUUGACACAAGAAUGCCCUACAGCUCUUCAAAAAGCUAAAUAGCUUAAGGUGGAAUCCAGCACACCACAAAUUGACUUCACCUUCUUCCCCCUCACUGCAGCCCCCGCCCCCAUGCACACAGCCCAAUCCAUGCAUUCUCAGAACAGAUUAUGGGGGUACUGCAGUGAGUUUGAGAAGGUGAAGUCCCAUAGUGCAAGCAGACGUUCAUCUUGUUCAUGGAUAUAAUCCACAGUUUGAACAUAUGUGGGAGUUGCUGGGAUGAAACCUGGAGAUCCACACAGUACCUUUAAAUUCCUUGAUACAUACAAGGUGAAUGAAGCAGUAUCUGCCUUGUAUCCCCUUCCUGAUGUACAGCGCACAUGAGGCCUUGUUAUGCGAGGCAGGGAAGAGGUGAAUAUCAGAGCCAGGAGAGGAAUGGACCGGCUCAUCUCCUGCACACGGAAAACUGUAAAAGGUGCAGUGCAUCUCCUCUGGUUUCUACCCAGCAGCCUUAGGGGCCUGAGAUACAAAUAAAGCAUAUUUAAAAUUAGGUAAGUUCAGAUAUGCACCUUCCAAGAUGUGCUCUUGUUUAGAAGGUGUCCUACCACAGCAGCUUUCCUGGACUAGGAGUGAGUGCAGUCCAUGCAGUCUGUGCCAACAAACCUCCUACCCACCCUGCAACACCAUUAUUGCUAGAAUAUACAAAUGGCACAAGCAGCAAGCGACUCGAGCAUCAACAUGGAAUGCAACAGAUCCUCACUAUACAGACAAGUUGUGUUUGAACACAAAGGGGAGAUAAUAGAAAACAGUCUUCUGUUCUUACACCACCUGUCUGCAAAAGAAAAUACAUAUUAUGCACAUAGUGCCAGGUUCUGCAGUGAUGGGGCUCCUCCACCUUGGAUAGCUGUGUAUGUACAUCUACAGGCACAGCUUUUAACGCUGCAACAAUGAGAGGACAAACACACAUGCUCAAGUUCUCUCUGCUGGCUGCCUUCUGAAGAUCAGGAACCCCAAUUCAAACACUGGAGGAAUCUUAAAACCCUAACCAAGCCAGACACCUCCACCAGUUUCCUCUCCCACGAUUAAAAAAAGCCCUGAGAAUAAGACUUCAGCCUGGGUGCACAUUGACUAAUGCAAUCACACACUUCAGGUUUAAACUGGAUGUUUAUCAUGCUUCACGGCACUUUUGCUCCCUGCACCCACACAAGUGGUUUGAGCAGUUCAUUACAGGAAAUGUGUUCGUCAAAUAAGGUACUGGUAUAAUGUUCAACUAACUGCUUUACGUAUAACUGCAUUACUCCAAGCCAAAGGGUUAUUAUUGGGGAGGGCCAAUUGAUAAGCUAAAGAGGCACAGAGGCAGGGGCAACUCUGUGCGCCAGCUGCAAAGCUAGGGGUAAAUGGGUAUAUGGCCAGAAGCAGGCGUUUAAAUGGUUCCGUUUUCUCCUCUGCCUGCAGAAUCCUUUUCUGUGAACUCGGUGUCCCAAAUAGAGGCUUGGGGACCACCCCACUCCCACUCCUCUAAGCCUAGAAGUGACACCAUGGCUGAGAGUGAUCUGGUCUGGACUCCUAGGCAAAUUACCCAAGAUCUGCCCUUCUUUCCCCACCCUCAAGGCUCUGGAAGCUGGCUGCCCUAGAUGUCUGUUACAUCUUUCUGAGCAGCAGUGCCCCCAAAUGCCUGCAAACUGGGUUUAGGGGUUUCUUUUCUUCUCAAAUAUUAAAAAAGGAGAGAGAGAAAAAAUCCAGUGACAAUUAGUGUAGGGGCAAACACUUCAAUACGAAAAGGAACUUAAGCAACUGAAGUGCUGUAAAGGCUACUCAUUGUGUCUUGCACCACUGAUCCUAAUAAAAACAACCUUCCAUUUCAAAGUGCAUCAAGAGACUAUCCUUUUUUCCAGCCUUAGCAGCCACCACUCACUACAACCAGAUUUACAGCCUAGUAGAAAAUUUAGCGCUAAACCUUCAGAAAGCUUUUUCUCCUCUUGGGUAUUGGAAUCAAAAUUACUUGAUUUUCUCACACACAGAAAGUGAAUGCAAGCUAACCUGUUAAAUGAUCAAAAAAUAUUUUAGUACAGCUUGACAUCUUAAAGGUAUUGGCUAGCAGCAACUGUGCAAGUUUAGAAUUAAUAGUGCCACAGUCAGCAAGAGGCUGUUUUUCCAUAUGCAGUCAGUCUCCAAUUAUUCUCCCCCCUUCCUGCCAUAGACUGUGCAACAGAAAUGACCGUUCAAAAUGUGGCACUUGUUAAAAGGGUGUACUGUGCUUGAAGAGAACCAUGCGUGUGCUUGAAGUGUCCAUUUCCAUCUCUCAAGAUUUUGAAGUUGCACACCUGUCCAUUACAUUCUCUCCCCAUCUUACCCACCCAUCCCCAUAUUUUCACACAUUGCACAUACGCAUACUCCAUCCUUGUGGCGAACUACCAACAGAUGCAAGUGCCUGUGUGCCACAGCAAACCAUCAAGCAGGACUACUUUAAGUAAACUAGUGUUGAUCUUCUUCCAGUUCAUUCUUAUUUCUGUUUAGCAAGGCAAGGUGACAGAGGAAGUUCUCAGCACCACUGGGUGUCUGCUGGCUCCAGAAAAAUCUCUGCCUGCAUUUCCCAAGUCUUCCCAGCUGCAUGACAGUUUACAAGAGUAGCGGUGUUCUCUCCCCUGCUGGCUGCUCUUUUUGGAAAAAGUCCUUGAUCUGAGAUAGCUUGCUAUGAAUUCUUUCUUUCAAGGGAGGGACGUGGUGACUUGGAUCUAGGAUGUUAGUUAUCCUGCGCUCUCUUUCACGCCUCCAUAUCAGGUAGGGAUGUGGUGGAAAAGGGGCUUCGCGUUUCUCUCUGCGCAGCUGUAUCGUUAUUCCUCCAAUGGCCAGCAUCGCCCAGACCGCCAAGAGUAUGAUGUC
Podarcis lilfordi (Lilford's wall lizard) is the source of this 18755-nucleotide messenger RNA. The record is from the annotation of a GenBank genome assembly. Lineage: Eukaryota; Metazoa; Chordata; Lepidosauria; Squamata; Lacertidae.